AUGCGCGAGAACGUCGUGUCAUUUGCCUUGAGCACGGUGGUGGCACACCUGCUCUUGUCUAAAGCAUACGCCGCGAGGCCCUGCGGGAAUUCGAGUGCAGGUUUCCAGUAUCGCCUGGGCGACAUGAGAUAUGACGGGCCAGACCCGAGCAAGAACAACGGCCUGGCCACCAUCGCAGCGAGUUUGCAAGGCAGCACUGGAACUCCCUUGUUUGAGUGCAUCGGACAGUGGCCUAAAGCAUGGGAGGGCUGGUAUGAAGACGGGAAUAAGCUGAUAUGGGGCGACUGCAUCUAUACCGGCGCUGGCCUGGCCCAGGACAGGACUGUGUCCUUUGCAGUGGACUGGAAGAAGAGGGCGAUGUACCUGGCACACACGUUUGCCUGCUCUGACAAGGAAGGAUCCGACGGGCUGGCAAUUGGGUCCAUAAGCCUCGACCUCAACUGCACAACCGCAGAUGACGGCAGCUUCUGUGUCCCCAAGAGCCCAUCGACGGGUACUCGGCCGACGCUCACCAUCUCCACUACACUUCUGCCGGCUCCCCUAGAUGGGACUGUGGCAUGCAUAGACGCAUCUACACAGUACCAGUCGUGGAGGCUGGAGAACUGGCAACGGCGCAUUGAGAUGGAGCCCGGAUCCUCGCCAACCAAUCCGAAGAUUGUGUCUGACUCGGGUCCGUCCUUUACCCUUAGGAGCCUUGCCCUCGGCGGCGAGCUCAGCUGCGCAACAUCCGGCCAGCAAAAUGGCACAUUUGUGGGCGCAUGCAGGUUCGCGGACGCAGCAGCCAGAACCACGGGCGAGUUCUCCUUUGACCCAAAGCUGAACAUGCUUGUUAUCUCUCAGCAGUGGAGGUGCGAUGACUCGACAUCAUUCGAGACCGAUGGCGUGAUCUUCAUGCAAGCAUCCUGCGGGCGCGUCUUUAACAGCAACAUGUUUAUUUGUACUUCCAAUCCUGUUUGGAUUGGCACAGGAGUGGUGUAA
Molecule: messenger RNA, 978 nt
Organism: Parathielavia appendiculata
Lineage: Eukaryota; Fungi; Ascomycota; Sordariomycetes; Sordariales; Chaetomiaceae
Exons: 3
Coding region: 1-978 (325 amino acids)
Source: RefSeq, a predicted model, not a curated record